GCCGGGGGGUGCGGGCUGAGCUCAUCGCUGGCUCCCCGGCGCUCCUUACCAGUGGCUUCUGCGGUCACAUGGGUUAUGUGCUGGAGUUUAAAAGAGCUUAUAGCCCCCGAGCCGGUGCAGAAGCAGCCGGUGGUUGCAUGGGGUAGCGCCGGGAGCGGCGGCAAGGAAGGCGCCGAAGCCAUCUCAGCACCUUUCCCCUGUGAAGACCCGGGAGUGCACAGCGUCCUUCUGCGGGGACCUCCCCACCGCCACCGCCAGCUCUAGCCUCCGCUCGCCUCUGCUUCCCUGCAAGCGUGAAGCCUCCAUCCUCUCCGGCUAUCGUGGCAGCCCUUCUGCUUUCCUGAGCAAAAUCCCAGAUCUGAGAAGCGAGGGUUGGACGAGCAGCCAGGAGAAUCGCCCAGACGUUUAUGAGAAGUUGGGGACGCCCCAAGGACUCUGGACUGGUGGAGAAGUAAGAGAUGGCUAACCCUGUGCCGUCAGCGUGCUGCGUGGUGCUCGCCGUCGUGGUGGUGGUAUACGCCCAGAGGCACAGCCAGCUGGAGAGCCACACCCAGUACGAGCGGGUAGGUGCAGACGUGACCAUGAAAUGUGGCUCCAUGGACUGGGACGCAGCCGUGACCUGGACAGCCAACGGCACCGACAUCGACGAGUCCCACCUGAACGGCUCCUACCUGGUCCUCAAGAACGUGGACCUGUCCCAGAGCGGCCAGUACUCCUGCUACGAGGGCUCCUCCUGGCACCUCAAAUACCAGACCAACCUGAGGGUGGGAAUGCCCCCGAAGGAGCCAGUGCUGAUGUGCCGGUCCAACAACUACCCGAAGGGUUUCUACUGCAGCUGGCACCUGCCCACUCCCACCUACAUCCCCAACUCCUUCAACAUCUCUGUCAUACACGGCACGAAAGACAUGGUGUGUGAGAAGGAUGCCGUUCCCAAAAACAGGUGUCACAUCAGAUACCUCCAGCUCUUCUCGACGGUGAAGUACAAGGUGACGCUGACAGUCACAAAUCCUCUGGGCAAAAACUUCACCACGCUCACCUUUGACGAGUUCGCCAUAGUAAAACCAGACCCUCCGGAGAGUGUGGUGGCCAAACCUGUGCCAAAUAACCCUCGAAGACUGGAGGUGUCAUGGCAAAACCCCUCAUCGUGGCCUGACCCUGAGUCCUUCCCACUGAAGUUCUUCCUGCGGUACCGGCCCCUCAUCCUGGACCAGUGGCAACACGUCGAGCUGUCGGAUGGGACAUCGCACACCAUCACAGACGCUUACGCUGGCAAGGAAUACAUCAUCCAGGUGGCAGCCAAAGACAACGACAUCGGCACGUGGAGUGACUGGAGCGUGGCCGUUCAUGCCACCCCCUGGACAGAGGAGCCCAAGCAUCUCACCACGGAGGCCCAGAUCACAGAGACAACAAGCGCUAGCACCUCCUCUUUCAUGGCACCACCCACAACCAAGAUCUGUGACAAGGGGGCCGUGGUGGGCAGCGGGGCCAUGGCAGUGUGUUGGACAGCUGGACUGGUCGUGGCUGCCUAUAGUGUCCUCUUUAUUUAAUUCCAUCCGUCCAUCCACCGCCGCCCAGCGCAGCCGCCUCCCCGCCGCCCCCGCCGCCCCCGCCCCGCUCCCGGGUCGAGUCUCUUCGCUCUUCGAUUUUGCACACAUUGAGGACGCACCACGCUUCUCGCCGCCACUCCGGAGGAGGACAGAGCUGCUGCCGUCCCCUGGGGGGCCGCAAAAUCCCUCUGCCGGCCCGGAGCGAGGAGACAGACGCCCGUCCGUGCCCCUUUCCUCCGCCGAGGGGAGCGAGCCGAGGGUCCCGCUCAUACAGCUAAACCCCCCCACGCCAAAGACGUGCCCGCCGCCCCCGCGGCCGCGCACCGAGAAAAGGGGAUAUGAAAACGGGGGGGUGGUGAGGGGAAUGAUGCUCCAAGCUGUUGUACCCCCUUAUGGCAAAAGGGGGUCCCCCAAGGACUGGACUCGCUCCCCUGAGCUCUCCACCGCGUGGCGAGGCUGGAGGGGUGCACGGAUCGGGGCGGGGGGGGUCGGGUCUUGGUCCUCUCCGAGGGGGCGGUGGAGGGGGGACCUGGUGGCUUUCACAAGUGCGAUGGGGAGCAGGGAGCUGGCGGGGUUUUAAUGGGAUUAAAAAAAAAAAAAAAAAAAAAAAAAGGAAGUGAAACACCGGUAAAACCCCCCUGGCCCUUGCCGAGCGCCUGGGAGAGCUGUCCCUCCACCUCCCCCUCCACAGCGCCCUGCAGGAGCCUUCGCCACCCCCAGCCCCGACCCAACAUCACCCCCAAACUUUUAACCGUGUUGGAUACAGGGAAUCACCCCCAUUGAUGUCUUUGUCUCAUUCUCCAACAAAAGCAGAAUAGCUCUGCUGUUGCCUUUAGAGCUGGAGCCCUGCAGACCUGUGCCCCGCUGUCCCUGGCUGUCCCCAGCUGUCCCCAUGCCUGCUCUGCUCUCCUCUCCUCCCCAUCCUGCCCGAAGCCCUGUUUUGUAAAGACACCUCCUCUUGGCCCUGCCUGGACCCAAGUGCAGUAUUUAAUACCAUACGUCCUAGUAUUCCCACUGUUGACAUGCUGUAUUUGAAUUUUUUAUAGAUGUAUAUAUAUAAAAAAAAAAGAAAAAUAAUCAAAAAAAAAGUAAUAGAGGGGAUAAAACUAAGCUCACAGAGACAACGCACACGCACACACACACACACACACGGACACACACACAUACCAGGAGAGACUGUCUUCAUUAAAUGUUCAUUUCAUGAUGA
This is a messenger RNA of Melospiza melodia melodia, 2754 nucleotides long. RefSeq names its product ciliary neurotrophic factor receptor (gene CNTFR). The record is from RefSeq and is a predicted model, not a curated record. The transcript is spliced from 11 exons. Bases 459 to 1547 code for a protein of 362 amino acids. Gene Ontology annotation, molecular function: ciliary neurotrophic factor receptor activity; cytokine binding. Gene Ontology annotation, biological process: ciliary neurotrophic factor-mediated signaling pathway. Lineage: Eukaryota; Metazoa; Chordata; Aves; Passeriformes; Passerellidae. Gene Ontology annotation, cellular component: CNTFR-CLCF1 complex; external side of plasma membrane; ciliary neurotrophic factor receptor complex.